Molecule: messenger RNA, 2278 nt
Organism: Pygocentrus nattereri (red-bellied piranha)
Lineage: Eukaryota; Metazoa; Chordata; Actinopteri; Characiformes; Serrasalmidae
Gene: odad4
Product: outer dynein arm docking complex subunit 4
Exons: 12
Coding region: 672-2147 (491 amino acids)
Cellular component (GO): cytoplasm
Molecular function (GO): protein binding
Source: RefSeq, a predicted model, not a curated record
ACUUUUUUUGCAGUUUUUUUUACUUAUUUACUGUACAGCUGUUUAUUUAUUAUUUAAUUUUAAAAAGGGUGUUUUAAGUUGAGUGCAAUCUGCAACCAGACCACUAGAUGCCACUAAAUCUUGCACAUCUGCACCUUUAACAGCUUUCACGUGAUAGGACUUGCAUUCACAAUAUACAGGCAGAGGCAUAACAGUGAGACAUUCAGCAACGUUUGAACUCAAAUGCAAGGUACUUCUAGUGAAUAGCAGAUAUUAGGUCUUCAUCGCAUCUCUUUGUUUGUUUGUUUGUUGAAUUAAUCCGUUUGUCUGACAGAGUACGAACACAAAGGCUUGUGGAGCCCCUUGUCCCAUCAGAGACUGCUGAUGAAUUACUGGAGGACAGGUUUAGUUAAAUACCAAGCAUGAAAAUGCUUCAGAGGUUUUUACUAAACAGCAGCAACCCACACUUGUGUUUUGGUAGUCAAACCUCUCUUAGCACGGUCACAGAAAUUAGCUUAGUGCUAAUCUGUGGGUAAUUGGAGCCGUUAGGCUAAGCUAACCUUAACGCUGGUUUUGUUAAGCGGUUGCUAGGAUACCUCAGAUGGGACAGUCCUGAGCGAGGAGCUGCUUGUACCAGUGCUGCUGGCAGGUUACUAACGUAACUCUAAUACUUUAGCCACAAUUAAACUAAAAUGUCUGAUAAGGAGGAAGAGCAGGGUCCGAAAAGUACUUUUUCCACCUAUAUGGCAGAAGGUGACCAACUCUUUCACAAACGAGAAUACACCAAGGCCAUUGAAAGCUACUCCACGGCUCUAACAUUACAGCCAGACGACAAGAACUGCUUGGUUGCCAGAUCGAAGUGCUAUGUGAAAAUGGGGGAUUCAGAGAACGCUCUGAAGGAUGCAGAGGAUUCCCUCAAAGAGGACAAGAACUUUUUCAAGGGUUUGUAUCAGAAGGCAGAGGCUCUCUAUACCAUGGGUGAUUUUGAGUUCGCUCUGGUCUUCUACCACCGUGGCCACAAACUGCGUCCAGAGCUACAGGAGUUCAGGUUGGGCAUACAGAAAGCUCAGGAGGCCAUCAACAACUCUGUGGGAAGUCCCUCAUCAGUGAAACUGGAGAAUAAGGGUGAUCUCUCCUUCUUCCAUAAAACUGAUGAGCUGAAAAAAGUUCGACCAAAGCCUUUGAUCCGUUCUGUGAAGAGAGAGCCGAGACAGCAAGGCCAGAAGACGCCCAAGAGUGAGAGAACAACAAAGCAGCUACUGGGAGAGCUGUACACAGACAAAGAGUACCUGGAAAAAUUGCUUAAAGAUGAAGAUCUAAUUAAAGGAAAGACGCGUGGCGGCGAGCGGCUGCAGGAUGUCAUCUUGAACUGUAUUUCGUAUCUGGACACGCGGAGCGAAUUCUGGUGGCAACAGAAGCCCAUCUAUGCCCGGCAGCGAGACCGAAAGCUUCUGCGGGAGCAGUGGAACCGCGCCCGCCACCUCCCUCCCUCUGACCCAACCUGCUACAUUCUUAAAAACCUGGAGGAGAUUGACGCAGCACUGAGUGCAGGCAAUGCAAAUGGCAGCCUGAAAAAAGCCCGGGACGUCUUGAAGACUGUGCAGGGCUGGUCUGAGGAGGCUUUGCCCAAUAAGAGCGAGGUGCUGGGAAACCUAUACAGUUGCAUUGGUAAUGCUCUGAUGGACCUGGGAGACAUGGACAAGGCGUUGGACAACCACCUGAAAGAUCUGGAACUGGCCCAACAAAGUAAAUUAGUGGACAGUAAGUCCAGGGCUCUGGACAACAUCGGCCGAGUCUAUGCACGUAUUGGCAAAUUUCAACGAGCCAUAGAAGUCUGGGAGGAAAAGGUACCUUUGGCGCAAGGUGGUCUAGAGAAGGCCUGGCUGUUCCAUGAGAUAGGCCGCUGUUACCUGGAGCUCAAGCGUCACAUGGAGGCCAGAGAUUAUGGAACUCGCUCUCUUAGUGCUGCAGAUGACAUCAGUGAUGAGAAUUGGCAGCUCAAUGCAAGUGUGCUGGUGGCACAGGCUGAGUUAAAACUGGGUAACUAUAAAGCCAGUGUGUUACACUUUGAGAGGGCGUUGGACAGAGCUAAACUGCUGCGGGAUGAAGCUGCCACAGACGCCAUACAGAAGGCCCUUCGUGAGACGAGGCAGCAAGCAACACAGUGAGAGGACUGUCUGUUUGCUUUUCCCUUCUGAUGGACUUUUCCGUGACUAAAUCAAAUAUGAACCAACAAAUCCUGAUUGCUCUUCGUAUUCACACUUCCGAACACUGAAAUAAAGCCUGCAUGGAGAAGAUA